AUGUCUGAAUUUUACAAACUAACUCCAAAGGAUAAAAAGGGUGAGGAUUAUCCCUUUACACAACUAGAAGGCAAAGUAGUCUUGAUCGUGAAUGUCGCUUCCAAAUGUGGGUUCACUCCUCAGUACAAAGAAUUAGAAUCUCUAUAUAAGAAAUAUCAAGAUAAAGGUUUAGUUAUCUUGGGUUUCCCAUGUAAUCAAUUCGGUCAUCAAGAACCAGGUACAGAUGAGCAAAUUGGACAAUUCUGUCAAUUGAAUUAUGGUGUUACUUUCCCCAUUUUGAAAAAAAUUAACGUUAAUGGGAAUGAUAUGGAUCCAGUUUAUGAGUUUUUGAAAUCUAAAAAAUCAGGAUUGUUGGGAUUUAAAGGGAUCAAAUGGAAUUUUGAAAAAUUCUUAAUCGAUAGAAAGGGGGAAGUUGUCCAAAGAUAUGCUUCUCUUACAAAACCUUCUUCUAUUGAACAAGAUAUCGAAAGAUUGUUGAAUAAAUAA
Messenger RNA from Naumovozyma dairenensis CBS 421, 486 nucleotides. Its product is annotated as glutathione peroxidase. Lineage: Eukaryota; Fungi; Ascomycota; Saccharomycetes; Saccharomycetales; Saccharomycetaceae. The record is from RefSeq and is a predicted model, not a curated record. Gene Ontology annotation, biological process: response to oxidative stress. Gene Ontology annotation, molecular function: glutathione peroxidase activity. The transcript has a single exon. Bases 1 to 486 code for a protein of 161 amino acids.